This is a messenger RNA of Tarenaya hassleriana, 1333 nucleotides long. Its product is annotated as dehydration-responsive element-binding protein 2F. Lineage: Eukaryota; Viridiplantae; Streptophyta; Magnoliopsida; Brassicales; Cleomaceae. Gene Ontology annotation, molecular function: transcription cis-regulatory region binding; DNA-binding transcription factor activity. The record is from RefSeq and is a predicted model, not a curated record. Gene Ontology annotation, cellular component: nucleus. Bases 166 to 1041 code for a protein of 291 amino acids. Gene Ontology annotation, biological process: positive regulation of DNA-templated transcription; response to stress. The transcript has 2 exons.
AGCAACGGUCACAUGCGCGGGGGGAGAAAGCAAUUCCAAGGAACGUGAACCGUGACAACAUUUAAGCAAAUCACUCUUUACCUUCUCAACCUUCAUAUCAUAUCCCCUCUUCUUCCUCACCUUCACUCCCUCACUUCUCUUCUUCACUCGGACCACCAAUAAGGAAUGGAUAGUUACAGAAAGCCAUCGCCUCUGAAGCCAUGGAAGAAGGGUCCAGCCCGAGGCAAAGGCGGACCCCAGAACGCUCUUUGCCGAUAUCGGGGCGUAAGGCAGAGGACUUGGGGCAAAUGGGUAGCCGAGAUCCGUGAGCCCAAGAAGCGAACCAGACUCUGGCUCGGUUCUUUCUCCACUUCUGAAGAAGCCGCCAUGGCUUAUGAUGCAGCCGCUCUGAAACUCUACGGACCCGAUGCCUAUCUCAACUUGCCACACCUUCAGUCCAAUAACACCGAGCCACCUCAGAACGGCAGGGCCAAAUGGGUGCCUUCGAGGAAAUUCAUCUCUCUCUUUCCCUCUUGCAGUUUGCUCAACGUGAAUGCUCAGCCAAGCGUUCAUGCCAUUCAUCAGAGACUGGAGGAGCUCAAGAAGACCGGACUUCUAUCUCGGAACAAUUCUUCAAAAACUAAUAAUAAUAAUAAUAAUAAUAACACUUGCCUUGUCGUUGAUGGCAAGACCAGAGAAGAUGAACCUCGGCAAAAAGCGGAGCAAGACAAGAGCAUAGAGGUUUCGACAGAUAUGGAUGACCAGAAGAAGAAGAAACCGGAGAUUGACCUCACCGAGUUUCUUCAGCAACUCGGAAUCUUGAAGCAAGAUAACCAAGACGAAGCAAGUGACGUUCUUGAAUGUCACUCGGCAACAUCCGGGAAAUAUCAAGAUCAAGAACCCGAGAGCUCUUUCGAGGAUCAGAUUUUCAACUGGGACACGUUGACAGGAGCUUCUACAACGCAGCAGUUCCAUGGCAGUAACUUACAGACCUACGACCUUGAUGAUGAUGAUUCGAUAUUCCCUUCUUCCAUCUGGAACUUCUGUGAGAGCUUAGAUUGAGUGAGAGCUACUGAUAGAAAACCCAACUCUCAGAAGUAAGAUCAGACUUUAGUUUUCAGUCUAGUGUUUCUUCAUAUAUUAACAUAAUAGAUAUACCUAGAUAGAGAAGAUAUGGCACUAGUGCAGUCCAUAAGGCCAGCAAAUGAGUGUAUCAGUGUACUUUUUGGAUGAUAAUAAGCUGUUUGGGUCUUUGAGAUAUUAGACGUGUCCACGGUUUCCAUUCCUUCUGGCUCAGGAGAUAGAAAUUGAAGCACGUCUUUGGCAAGUAACCCGGGAAAAUCUUGCCUACGAA